Messenger RNA from Beauveria bassiana ARSEF 2860, 3531 nucleotides. Its product is annotated as TGF beta receptor associated protein 1. The transcript is spliced from 3 exons. Gene Ontology annotation, cellular component: cytoplasm; fungal-type vacuole membrane. Gene Ontology annotation, biological process: endosomal vesicle fusion; autophagy; vesicle-mediated transport. The record is from RefSeq and is a predicted model, not a curated record. Bases 1 to 3531 code for a protein of 1176 amino acids. Lineage: Eukaryota; Fungi; Ascomycota; Sordariomycetes; Hypocreales; Cordycipitaceae.
AUGACGCAGCAGGGCGGCAGCCAGCGAGACCUACCCGGCGCUGAGAAUGGACCGUACUUGUUGCAACCACUGUUGGAAGACGUACCACUCUCUGAAGAUGGCUUCAAUGGCGACGUCAAAAUAAACUGCGUAGAAUAUUACGACGGAAACCUUUACGUCGGCACGUCGGCCUCCGAGCUGUUACACUUUGUCCGAAUCCCACCCGACCCUGCCAACGAAAAUGGCAAACCGACGUUUAUUUCGGCAUCGAGGCUUGCGCCUGCUUUCUUCGAUACAAAGGGAGGAUCGCAACCCGGAGUACAGCAGAUCUUACUGCUACCACGCGCGGGCAAGGCUUGCAUUCUCUGCAACUCGACGGUAACAUUUUAUUCGCUACCCGAGCUUACGCCGAUUUUCGAGUCGACGCAAGUGAAGAACUGCAGCUGGAUAGGCGGUGUUGACUUGAACGAGCCGAUCACGAAUGUGGAGUCAUCGACAAGUGAAUUAGAAGGAGUCACGAUAUUAAUGUCGCUGAAAAAAAAGAUUCAAGUGGUUCACAUUGGCGACAGCCCAAGGCGUCUCAGAAACAUAGACUUCGCAGACAGCAGCCUGUCUGUGCGCCGAGAUACCAUCGCCUGUGUCGCAGAUUCGAGAGUAUACGCCCUUCUGGACGUCGACAAGCAGCUGAAGAUCCCCUUGAUGAGCAUAUCAUCUUUGGAGCCCCCAUCUUCGCCCGACUCUACCUCUCAGCCAGGACAUCUAUCUGUAGAUGCAAGUGGACUAUCCAGAAGCGCGUCUACUUCACAGCCUUCUCGACAACAUGUCACUCAAAGUCAUACUAGGAGCUCCAGUCUUGGAGGGGCAAUUCUCGGCAACCUGGGCCGCCAACAGGACCAAGGAGGUGAUGCAUCACGGAAUUCCUCAUCUCCAGAUAAGCCUGGUACACCGCAGUCUGGCCCUAUCACUGACAAGGCCUUGCCCGAUGUGCCCUCGGAUUCGCACGGACGUCCGUCGUCCGAUGUGUCGCGACCUGCGGUACUUCAACCGCAUAUUGCCUCACCUACUCCCGAGGAAUUUCUGAUAGUGACUGGCACCAGCACAGAAGAAGUUGGAAUUGGCAUGUUUAUCAAUCUGGAUGGCGACAUAACUCGGCCGACCAUUUCAUUCGAAAAAUACCCGGAAUCAGUCGUUGUAGACGGUGCCAGCGCGAACUUGGCAUCAUCACGAAGUGGGCAGCCUGAUGAAGACGACGGAUAUGUUCUUGCUUCCCUGGAUAUGGAAAGUCGAGACGGUCCGAGACUUGGCAUUGAAAUUCAGCGGAUGGAUGCCGGAAAUGAGGCCCAACCUGAGAGGCACUGGCUUUUUGCUCCUGGCUUGGAGCCGAGUGGCCCGUAUGGAAUUCGAUCGCUUCUGGGGAGCGAAGAGACGCAAUUCCAAGAAAUUGUAGAGAAGCUUAGUGAAAAGCGCUUUUCACCGUUCCCCAGUCCUAUAGGUACAUCCGCGCCCUCAUUGAAGAGCCUUGACUCUCGCACUGCGGGGUCAAUGGAACGCCUGUCCAAGGAACAGGAGCUGUUCGACCGAAACUUUGACUCCCAAGACGACGAUUCAUUACCUGAUGGGUGGGAGACGUCUCGUGUAUCUGAAGGCGAAGAGUUCACUCAAAGACUGGCAAAAGUGUCAAUCAAGCUAGUAGCUUGGUCUGGCGACAAAAUAUGGUGGACGAUUCGGAACCCCCUCCUUCUACAAUUGGAAUCGGCUUUUGGGGCUUUAAAUGACAACCAAUUACUGCCGGAAAACCUAAACAAAGAUGCCGUUUUUAGCACGAUAGCACGGAUUCGACGUCAGGACGCGAAGACAGAACUUGAAUUCAUGACUCUUCGAUAUCUACGCCAAAAGGCAGGUAUUCUACUACUGGGUGCUCUACUCCUCGCUCCGCCGCACAAAGAACUCGCAGAUACAGAAGUCAAUGCUCUAGAAGAAUUAUUCACCGACAGUCAACUAGAUCCACGAGUCGUUCUAUCGUUGAUUCCCGAAAUCCGAAAUGAGAUCAUUGAGGGACGGAACGGCAUCUGGAUCUAUGGCGGUGUGAAGAAAGUGACAGAGAUGAUCCUCUGCAGCGACCAAUUCGAGGCCAUUACAAAGAAUAGUAUCGGAAAUCUCGAGUCGAGAACGCUGCAUUUCCUGCGCCGUUUCCUUGCUGCCUGGAGAAAGAUGAAGGGAUUCGGAAGUGUUCCCGAUGAGCGGGAGGUUUUCAGAACGAUUGAGGCCGCGCUUAUCCUUGUUCUUCUCGAGUUGGAUCGACGCGCUCCCAAGGCGCUGGGAAGGCACAGUCCCGUUAAGAUUGAGCUCCAUGAGCUUGUCGAUAAAGGAGUGGAUUGUUUUGAGCGUGCCAUUGAUAUUCUUGAAUCUCACCACCGUCUCUUCAUCCUCAGCCGCUUGUACCAAAGCCGGAAAAUGGCUAGCGAGGUUCUAGCGACAUGGAAACGGAUCGUCGAAGGCGAGCGCGACGAUGGACAGGAGUUUCAAGACGGCGAGUUACGUAUCAAAGAUUAUCUCUCGAAAAUCAGCAAUCAAGCAUUGGUCAAAGAGUACGGUAUUUGGCUGGCCAGACGGAAUCCGAAACUCGGCGUGGAAAUAUUUGCCGAGGAUAAGUCUAGAGCUGCCAAAUUCGAGCCUACCCAAGUUGUUGAAUUCCUGAGGGAAGAGGCGCCCAUGGCGGUGAAACAUUUCCUUGAGCACCUCACAUUUGGCAAAGGUCACACGGCAUACAUUAAUGAACUCAUCUCUUACUAUUUAGACAUUGUCAUUGGCGACUUGAAUUCGUCAGAGGCAAGUCGAGACGCGGUUCUGGCAGCAUAUGCAGCAUAUAGGGCCUUGCAAGCACCCAAGCCCACAUACCACCAUUUCCUCACGGCAAAUACGCCGGCAAACAAUGAGGUGUGGCAGAGCCGACUGCGUCUGCUGCAGCUCCUGGGUGGAGCGAACGACUACAAUACAACCAGUAUUCGGCAGCGCAUAAGCAGUGUCCCCGGAGACCUGCUGGUGCCGGAAACCAUCAUCCUUGCUGGCAGGGAGAGUCACCAUGAGCAAGCCUUGCGCCUCCUUGUGCACAAGCUCGGCGACUACGACUCGGCCGUCUCAUACUGCCUGCGCGGCGGACUCGGCGUCUUUUCCGCGCCUGGGGGCACAUCGCGCACACGUCCAUCUGUUGACGACCAGCAUCGACUGUUCAACGUGGUGCUGCGCGAGUUUCUAGCCAUCGAGGACGCCAGCGAGCGCGUGGAGCAGACUGGCGCCCUGCUGGAGCGUUUCGGGGGCUGGUUCGACCUGGACGAGGUGCUGCGUCUCGUCCCGGACAGCUGGUCCGUGGACGUCGUGGCGGGAUUUUUGGUGGGCGCGCUGCGACGGCUGGUGCGCGAGCGGCACGAGGCCAAGGUGGCGAGCGCGCUGAGCAGUGCGCAAAACUUGCGUGUGAGCUACGAUUUAAUCACGAAUAUCGACGAAAAGGGGCCGACAAGGGCUGAGGCGGAACCGCCGACCGAGGCAGCGUGA